CUUGGCUUUUGGUUUGGCAUUGUCAAUUUUUUUUAUUACUCUCAUUCGUUUUCUCCCGUCUCCCACCUCGCUCGCCAGCCAGCCAACAUCGACGCUCACGAGUCACUUGCAACGGCAACCGAUAAGAAAGACAUACAACACAGGCCUCAGGAAUUAUGGUCAACGAGCUAGACGGCGGAGGCCCUUUUGGCCCCGUCGUUAACGGGACACAAAUUGUCUUUUACCACUACCGGCCGAACGGAGAAGCAGGAUGGGCAUUCCUUGUUCUUUUUGCCAUUGGUGUCUUGGGCCAUAUUGGGUAUAUGUUCUGGCUUCGGUCGUGGCAUUUCAUUCCUUUUAUUCUCGGGGGCAUCGGAGAGGCAUUCGGCUAUUAUGGACGCGCGAAAGCACAUGAAACUCCGGCCGUAGCCGGGCCGUUUAUCCUUCAGAACCUGCUGAUUCUUGGAUCCCCGCCCCUGUUCGCCGCGACGAUCUACAUGAGUCUCGGUCGUAUCAUCAUAGCCCUCGACCUCCGACGACACACUAUGAUAAGUCCCCGCCUGACGGCCUUCUUCUACGUCGUCGUCGAUAUCGGCUGCUUCGUGACACAAGUCUUCGGAGCCGUGAUGCCCGCCUCGGGCGACCCAGAUGGCAUUAAGAUGGCCAAAACACUCAUCAUGUCUGGCCUGAUCGCCCAGCUUGCGGUUAUAACCCUCUUCACACUCUCGUGUUGGCACUCCCAUCGAUGCGCUCAACGAGAAGCGAGCGAGCUCAACGCGACGCGCGCAGGCAUCCAGUGGAGGAAGUACUAUCUGAUGACGUACGCGGUCGCCUCUUUGAUGUUCGUCAGAAGUUUGGUAAGGGGUAUUGAGUAUCUCCAAGGCGAGGACGGGUUCAUCAUGAGGCACGAGAUUUUCCUCUAUCUCUUUGACGCCGUUCCCAUGGUUGCAAUCAUGUCGUUGUAUCUCUGGAUCCAUCCAGGAAGACUGGUCCGCGACGUAAGCCGUAUCAAGGCGUACACAUGGCCUGACGAGUCAAACAUAAUGCUGGAGAGGCGUUAGAUGUUGAAAAUAAUCAUCAUAGUAGUUUUGUUUUUCUUUUUCUUUUGUUAGUUAGAUCCGAGUUCAACCUUGC
This is a messenger RNA of Colletotrichum destructivum, 1113 nucleotides long. RefSeq names its product Putative RTA-like protein. The coding region runs from base 156 to 1040 and encodes 294 amino acids. The record is from RefSeq and is a predicted model, not a curated record. The transcript has 2 exons. Gene Ontology annotation, cellular component: membrane. NCBI's taxonomy places the organism in Eukaryota, Fungi, Ascomycota, Sordariomycetes, Glomerellales, Glomerellaceae.